Colletotrichum navitas is the source of this 512-nucleotide messenger RNA. RefSeq lists its product as uncharacterized. The coding region runs from base 137 to 430 and encodes 97 amino acids. The transcript has a single exon. The record is from RefSeq and is a predicted model, not a curated record. NCBI's taxonomy places the organism in Eukaryota, Fungi, Ascomycota, Sordariomycetes, Glomerellales, Glomerellaceae.
AUAUUAAAGGAAUCAUGUUCUUGGGUAAGCAUGGAUACUUAGUGCAAUAUAAAGGAUAUUUCACUUCAAACCACGCCCUUCCCAUGUUAGCCGCACUUGCAAUGCCCCUUCUACGGUCUGUGUCAUCCCAAAGAAUAUGGUCAAGGCAAAAUACCAUGAUUACCACCGAGAAAGUGUACCACUACACCUAGUUUCGCCUGUCAUUCCACCACUGUGUUGCUUGACUCUGGCAGCCGAUGCAGAAAUUCCUUUGCCGCCUCUGGAUCUUCAAACAACAGUUGACUGGACGCCGCUGAACAUCGUGACGACGUACUCACUCUUUUCUGUCAACAGCAUUGAUCCGGAUUCGAAAUAUGACCAUUCAGCAUACUGUGACCUUCUGAUGCUGGCCUCGCAUCGAUUCUGUUGCAGAGUCACCCCUGGGGUAUGAAAGAUAUAUAGAUAACGGCUUACAUUUCAGUGGGUGAGAUUUUCUAGGCUGGAGCAUAUGAUGGAUUAGAAGGUCUGGCUCU